AUGCCCUUUCGUGAUCUUCAAAGGCGACAGAAUCAUCUCGCCGCCCUAUACUAUGCGACGGUGACCAUCAUCGAGAUCAAUAAUUUCAAACCUCACAACGCCAGUCUAGCUUCAUUUCUCGAAGCAAAUGACAUAACACAGGACCGUUCCUUCGAUCCAGCGACCCUUCCACCUACAGAUUCGCUAUUAGGUUAUCUCAAGGCGCAAACAACAGAUCCAAACCAAGCCUUGCGUGAACCCCAAGCAGUCUCGAAAUCCGUCUCGCAGGAACAGUCUGGGCCUCCAAGAGAUGGGAAUGCUGCGGCUCGUCCAGAAGAGCUGGACCGAGAGCCAGACCUGGUUUCUACGCAAUUGAAAAACACAGAGUCAUCACGAUGGGGUGAGGACGGAUUUACAUUUUCUGAAUCCUCAAUUCAAGGCUCAACGGGUCUAGGACCGCAGGAAAUUACAGCGACGAAACGUGCAGCUGGCGAACCUAGCAUUCGUCCAUCUGAAGCUCUACCCGUGGCGUCCGACGACGUCGGCUCCUUGGAUGCGAUAGCGAUCAAAAGCCUGACCACCGAACAAAGGUCCGCACAUCCUGCUGUUGUUCAUCUGCCGUCAAAAGAAGCUCAGGAGGAGCGUCUGGAGCACCCCGAUGAACGGGGAUCUCGUGAUGAAGAGCAGGGGCCAGUAUACGCAAGCAAAGGUCAUCUGAAUGUCAACGGACUUACACCGCCGGCUUCACGAGAAGAUACGGCUUCUCGGUCAAGAUAUGACCAAGCGCAGCCUACGGAUGAUGGCUCUGGGCAUGAUGCGAUCCUCAAGUCGCAGAUGGAUAUCGCUAGAGCGGAGACUUUUAGUGGGGCUCCUUCUACACCUGAUGAACAGCUACGGCUUGAAGAAGCCCGUUCAAUGCAACCCAAGGUUCCGGAGAGUACAUUUGGUGGGCAGGCCGAUGAUCUGAAAGACUCACACUCGAUGCCAGCGCCGUCUAGCCUACCUUCCCAAUUCAUAAAUGACAAUCUCGGCGAGGAAAGCACAAUACCUGACAUCUCAGAUGUGAGCAAUGAGAUGAGUUUGAAAGAAGAUGGCGUUUCUCGAGACCUGAGUGAGCAGAACGACACUUUGCCAAACCCCUCCUCAGCUCUACGGGAUCGCAUGUUCUCUGGAAUGAAUGGGGAGUCACUUAGGGAUCUUACCCUUAGCCGACGACCACCCAUGCGAAUCGAUACUGGAGUUCCGUCAACGUUCGAUUCUUCAAGUUCAAUGGCUGGGCCACGGACCGCACCCAUAAGUACGACAAAUGGUCCCACUCCUUUGGGGUCUGCAACGCCUAGCAAGACUGCAACGCCAGCAACGAGUAUCCAGUCGCCCCCGGAGCGGAUGACCACAAGAGUGUCUUCUGGAGCACUUCGACAUAAAUCUGUCUCUGAGAUUCUUGGUGAGACGCCUAAGGCUACCCCUGUUCAGGCUGAGAGAGCGGCCAUAGACCGAGCUUUAGUCGAAUCCCAUAGAGAAGAUCAUGGCUUUUUGCAGACCCCAAAAUCUGCAUCGUCGUUCACUUCCCCCGAUGCUGCGGUGUUCAAGCAGCGGCUUAGUGAAUUGAAAGACAAAGAAAGAAGUAAGCUGUCGACCGUGGUGUUUGCUAGUUCGAGGAAUACAGAAGUCACCCAAGCUCAACGGCUAGAUGAUAACGAGUCCCCUGUCAAGGACAGGGACUAUUUUUUGACAUUGUUUGCCGCUCAGGCUUGGAAUGUAAUAAGAGCGCAAUCUGUCAAUACACUAGUGAAAACGGCCCACAAGACCUUGAAUACGUCGGAUCACUAUACCGACUUCAAUGAGCGACAAGCUUGCGCUGUCUUGAAAAGGAUCCACGAGCUGCAAUCCAACAAUCGCUGGUCUUUUCGGCAAGUGGAGCGAUCUGCAGAGCCCAAGAGAUCAGUGACGCACUGGGACGUAUUGCUUGGUCAAAUGAAAUGGUUGAGGACAGACUUCCGUGAAGAAAGAAAAUGGAAGCACGCAGCUGCCAAACACACCGCAUAUGCCUGUGCAACAUGGGUCGCCACUUCCCCAGAGGAACGUAGACUACUACAAAUCAAAGUUCGAUCUGUGCCUGCAAGGGCAAUGUCAAGGUCACUCUCAGUAUCGACACCAGACCUGGUACACUCGGCGGAUGAUGGGGCCAGCGAGGUGACCGACGAUGACUUCUCCCGUGUGGAUGGUACUGCGGGAAGUCCUCCUGCAGUGAUCUUCUCUUUGCCCCCUGAAAUAUUUGUGUUUGGACUCAGCAAGAGCCCUGUGACUGAAAAGCUGAUGCUCGAACUCCCGCUAUACCGGCCGAGUACUUUGGUCCAGGACGCUGCAUUGCGGGUUAACGAUAUUGAGUCCGAUUCUGCUUGGAAGAAACCCAUCGUGCCGGUAUCUAAGUACGUGCAAGGCAAGAUGAUAUCUCCGGAGGAAGGCCCGCCGCGUAAAAGAAGUCGAUUUGAUUAUCAGGACCCCCCUGGUUCCCACAGCUACUCCUCUAAUCUGGCUAUCAAGGACUCGGAGAAUGCUUUUGGCCCAGAUCAAGAGGACGUCGCUUUGUUCGAUCCUGAAAACAAGCACAUCAGGGAUCGCAUACACGCUGGCCAUGCCUUCAGACCUCCAUCAGAACAUAACAUGCCAUCACAGAAUUUCUUUGAGUCCCGCCAAUCGUCUCAGUGGACCCAAGCAGAGGAUGACGAGCUUAAAAAAUUCGUCAAAGAUUUUGCCUAUAAUUGGUCGCUGAUUUCAAGCUGUUUAUCUUCGCCGUCAAUGUUUUCGUCUGGCGCUGAAAGACGAACACCGUGGGAAUGCUUCGAGCGUUGGAUUAGCUUGGAAGGUCUUCCUGUAGAGAUGGCCAAGAUCAACUACUUCCGAACGUACCAUCAUAGGUUGCAGUGUGCUCAGAAGAUGGUCGAGGCUCAGCACCAAGCAUUACAGCAGCAACAGGGCAAUAACGCCAAUCAGAUGCCGUUGAGACGUCGGACCACCCAGCCUUUCACCGUUGAACGUAGAAAGAACGCUAGGCACUUGCAUCUCAUUGAUGCAAUGCGGAAGCUGGCCAAGAAGCGCGAAACCGCGAUACACAAGCAACAACAUGUCGCUAGUCUUGCUGCAAUGCGAAAGGACAGGGAAGCUACGAAGCAGAGGCCCCAAAUGCACACUCCCCAGGAGUUCAGUCGCAUCAAGUAUGAAAGCCAACUCCGUAUGGCAGAGCAAGCUAAAUUACUCAGGGCCAACGCGAUUGCAAAUCAAAAGGCUAUACAGGCGCAGAAGAUUAACCAACAGUCUACUCAACAAAGCAAUGGGAUGCAGUCUGUACGUAUUCCAGGACCAGUGCCAGGAGUACCGAACGGAAGCAGUCCCAAUAUGGCAGCAGCGAAUUCGCAUGGACAGAUAAGAGGAAGCGGGGGCGAUUCCUCCAGACCAGUUCCGCAGAUACCAAGGCUUAUGAAUGGCCAAACGAACGGCGUUUUACCCACCAACUCACACAGCGUCCCUCACGCUCCUAUGCAGCCAAAUAUGCAGGCGCAAAUGCAACAACGCGUGCCACCAAUGGCACCCGACCGCAUGAUUCAUGAAGCUUCUCGACUCCGAGAACAGCAAGCAUACGUGCGACAGCAGCAGCAACAGCAACAUGCUCAAUCGAACAGCUUAGCCGGCUCUCCGCCCCUGCAACAUCCGAACAUGCUCUCGCAGAACAAUUCCACCAUGCUCGCUUCCCUCCAAGGCCGCUCCAGCCCGUCCAUCAACGGCGCACCACCUCCCCUAGGCUCUUCUUCCUCGCCACGAAUGACACAACCCCAAGCCCUCUCCAGCGGCAUGACCCCAGCCGUCAAUCAGAUUUCCUCGCAGUUCAAAGCGCGCCAUCCUCAAGCCAGUCCUGAACAGAUCACUCGCAUGACCACUGAUCAGCUCUACAAGAUGUCCAACGAAGCCCGGCAACAAGCCAUGCAAGCAGCAGCGGGCAACUCCAACGCCGCUGCCGUUGCCGCGAAUGCGAACAUGGGUCUUCAAGUACCAAGCUCAAUGCAGCAACAAGCGGCUAUGAUGACAAAUGGAGGCGGCGGUCCCAUGUUCAAUAUUGGAAAUUCACAACAAUACGCGCAGCUCAUGCGGCAGCAGCAGCAAAGUCAGCAGAGAGGGGCAGGUGGGCAGGGAAUGAAUGGUGGAAGUAGAAGUGCUACGCCGAUGGUGCAAAGGACAGGGAGCGCGCAAGGGGUGUCGAGGCCGAGUCAGAGCCCUUCUCGGCAGGUAGGGAUAGCCGGAGGCCAAUAG
Letharia lupina is the source of this 4284-nucleotide messenger RNA. RefSeq lists its product as uncharacterized. The record is from RefSeq and is a predicted model, not a curated record. NCBI's taxonomy places the organism in Eukaryota, Fungi, Ascomycota, Lecanoromycetes, Lecanorales, Parmeliaceae. The transcript is spliced from 5 exons. Bases 1 to 4284 code for a protein of 1427 amino acids.